Glycine soja is the source of this 1201-nucleotide messenger RNA. RefSeq names its product UPF0161 protein At3g09310. NCBI's taxonomy places the organism in Eukaryota, Viridiplantae, Streptophyta, Magnoliopsida, Fabales, Fabaceae. Bases 89 to 535 code for a protein of 148 amino acids. The record is from RefSeq and is a predicted model, not a curated record. The transcript has 4 exons.
UAUAAUAUUGUGAUAAACAAAGCACAAUUUUCUAGUCCUUGAACGUCGCGCGCAGGUCGCAAGGCAUCGUAGCGGUAGCGCGUGAUCCAUGGCCACUCUCCUUCUACCCCUCAACUCCUAUUCUCCCACACCAAUUCGAAACCCUAAUCUAUCUUCUCUUAAAAUCAAAGUCAACCAGCGUCACUCUCCUUUCCAAACCCGACGACUUCAUCGCACCCCAUUCGUUCGUGCACUGGAGGAAGAUUCGAACCCUGAAACAGUCCAAGAUGGCGAAGUGAACAGUUUAGGAGUCAAGGUUGCGCUGUCCAUGUUGAGAUUCUACCAGAGGGAAAUUUCACCAAUUUUGCCAAAGAGCUGUCGAUACAUUCCAACCUGCAGUGAGUAUUCCAUGGAGGCAUAUAAGCGAUAUGGAGCGGUGAAGGGUACAGUUUUAACUGCGUGGCGUAUAUGUCGUUGCAAUCCCCUUGGUGGGCAUGGUUACGAUCCACCUAGAUGGUUUGGGGAGGUUAGUCCAUUAGAAGAUGCCCGCGACUGAUUAAUUUCAGGGCCUGAUAUUAAGGAGGUCAUCACUACGGAUUGAACAUUUUGAAGUUCUGUGCUGUGCUAAUGCUGUCUGGGGAUUUUGCAUUUGUUUUUUCUGUGUGACUCUGUACUAAUGCAAAAGUUCUGUUCUAACCGCGUUGUAGAAGUUGUAUUAAGAAAAAUGGUAUGUCAUCGGUAUAGUGGUUAUGAUAAUCAAAAUGAACUUUUUCUUUGUACAGCCAAAGAAAAAACAGUGCUGAAACAAAGAGAGAUCUGCACAAUGAAUAUCCAGUCCAACAUGGGGAUAGUCAUCUGCAUAAGGAAUAUAUGUCCUAGAUGUGUUAUGUUGCCAAUCUUAAUGAGACACAUAAUUGGUUUAACUUUUGUGUUUUAUAUUUGAGAAAUGUGUUAGACCCAAUUAAAAAUGUAUACAUUAGUAGAAGGAUAAGGAAGAAGUCCAAAUUAGAUGGGCCCAGUCCUGUUAGUGUAUCAGAAUUGUUAUAAUAAGUGCUAUGAAAAGGGGUAUAAGAGGGAAUUAACAAGUUUUUAAGGGAGUUGUAACAGAUUUGGGGAGAGACCAGGCUCUCGAAGUCCUGGGCAGUUGUAUACUCAUUUCCUUGUUUGGGCACCUUUGAUCUUGAGGAAUAAUAUAUACAUUCUUUCUUAUUUGUUUCUGCAA